Molecule: messenger RNA, 1127 nt
Organism: Lepus europaeus (European hare)
Lineage: Eukaryota; Metazoa; Chordata; Mammalia; Lagomorpha; Leporidae
Gene: PLPP4
Product: phospholipid phosphatase 4
Exons: 7
Coding region: 25-837 (270 amino acids)
Biological process (GO): phospholipid metabolic process
Molecular function (GO): phosphatidate phosphatase activity
Source: RefSeq, a predicted model, not a curated record
CGCGGGAGCCGCUCGGGCCGCACCAUGCGGGAGCUGGCCAUCGAGAUCGGGGUGCGAGCCCUGCUCUUCGGGGUCUUCGUUUUUACAGAGUUUUUGGAUCCAUUCCAGAGAGUCAUCCAGCCAGAAGAGAUCUGGCUCUAUAAAAAUCCUUUGGUGCAAUCAGACAACAUACCUACCCGCCUCAUGUUUGCAAUUUCAUUCCUCACACCCCUGGCUGUUAUUUGUGUGGUGAAAAUUAUCCGGCGAACAGACAAGACUGAAAUUAAAGAAGCCUUCUUAGCAGUGUCCUUGGCUCUCGCUUUGAAUGGAGUCUGCACAAACACUAUUAAGUUAAUAGUGGGAAGACCUCGCCCCGAUUUCUUUUACCGCUGCUUUCCAGAUGGAGUGAUGAACUCGGAAAUGCACUGCACGGGUGACCCUGACCUGGUGUCCGAGGGCCGCAAAAGCUUCCCCAGCAUCCACUCCUCCUUUGCCUUCUCGGGCCUCGGCUUCACGACGUUCUACUUGGCCGGCAAACUGCACUGCUUCACGGAGAGUGGGCGGGGGAAGAGCUGGCGGCUCUGUGCGGCCAUCCUGCCCUUGUACUGCGCCAUGAUGAUCGCCCUGUCCCGCAUGUGCGACUACAAGCAUCACUGGCAAGAUUCCUUUGUUGGCGGCGUCAUUGGCCUCAUAUUCGCUUACAUUUGCUACAGACAGCACUACCCUCCCCUGGCCAACACGGCGUGCCACAAACCGUACGUCAGCCUCCGAGUCUCGGCCGCGCUGAAGGAGGAGAGGCCCACGGCCGACAGCGCGCCCAGCUUGCCUCUGGAGGGCAUCAGCGAGGGCCCCGUAUGACGGGUGGCCCGGGAGGAUGGACACUGAGCCCCCCUCCGCCCCGGGCACGCCCUUGCACCCUGACAUCAAAACGCAGUAGAACGAGUUUUCUGUAGUGUGUCUCUCACCUGUUGUUUCUCAAGGUUACCUUUCCACUCCUGUUUCACCGAUGGGGUUCCUGCUGCUCUCGGUGUCCACGUCCAAGGUUCUCCAGUUUGCAAGGGGAGGACACGGGACCAGUCCCCGAGGGACACGUGGCAGGGGGCUGCCAGGCCAGGCCAAGGUAGCUCGGCCGGUUCCUGUCUCUGAAA